AUGCUGAGUGCGACAUCUGUCCGAAACGCUUCGUGGUACGCUCCUUGGAGCUGGGGCAAGUCUAGCAGUCCUGUCGACGCCAGUUCCCUUACGCCUGCCGAGCGAGUGCCAAUCGCCGAAUUCUCGAAUCGUCCCGUCUCCGAGUUCGCGCAACAACAUGCCGAGCCUGUCGUCACCACAUCUACACCCGAGCUCGCCCCUGCAGCCAUUGAUAAGCCUGCCGUCGUAGACGGAGCAUCCGUGUCCACCGAAGCGGCAGUGGAAACCGCAUCUACCUACACUGAACCCAAAACACUCGAUGGCGUCUUCAGUGCCGAGCCUGUCAAGGACACUCUCCCCACGGCUGAAAUUGAUCCUACCCGCUUAAUCGACCAUGCAGGACAACUGAAGGAGCUGGGUCUCGACUACGGCUGGGGUAUGACGACUCUUUUCGAGAAGACCAUCGAAACCAUCUACCUACAAUCAGGCUGGGGUUGGGCUGGGUCCAUCGUUGCUGCUGGUCUUGUUGUUCGUUGCUCGACCUUCGUCUUUCAGGCUAUGAGCUCGGACAAGAUGGCAGCCAUGGCCUCUUUGGGACCCAUCACCAAGCCUAUUCAAGAGAAGAUGGAGGCUGCCAUCGCUCGAGGCGAUAAGCAGCAAGUCGACCUGUACAAGAUGCAGCAGGCCGAAAUCAUGAGGCCUUAUAUGGGAGGUAUUCUCUCUACUGGAGGUUUCAUGUUCAUGCAAGCCUGGAUUGGAUUUUCGGCCUUCAGAUUCUUGAGAGCUAUGGGCGAGUUGCCUGUCCCUGGCAUGGCUCAUGACGGUUUCCUGUGGUUUACUGAUCUGACCGCUCGGGAUCCUUAUUUCGUUCUACCCUUUGCCACUUCAGCCAUCAUGUACACUGUCUUCAAGACUGGAGGUGAAACUGGAAUCCAAGCCGAUGUUGGUAAAGCCGCUGCACGCCAAUACAUGUUCACUGGUCUCUCAAUCUUCCUCGGUCUCGUCACAGCGUUCCAGCCUUCCGCUCUCCAACUUUACUUCCUUGUGUCCGGUAUCAUGGGCGGUUUUACGGGUUGGCUCCUCCGCCAGAACGGUUUCAGACGUAUGAUUGGUAUCAAAACACUACCCAGUCCAGCGAGUACGGAGCUCUACACUAAAGUCGCCAAGGGCGAGUUGAAAUUGAAAGACAUCAAGGGAUCAGACGGCAGAGUUCGUUACCAGCCUCCUACCCGCACAGCUGUCCCGAACAACCGUCGUCAGUUGUCUGGUAUCAACGUCAAGCCAGGAGUUGCGCUCCCUGCGCAUCUCAAGCCGGAGGCACCCAAGAUCAACACGGAAUACCCUGACCGCGAUGUGGACUACGAGGAAGGCGCCAAGGGCAAGCCAAUCAACGAGAAGUUGGACUACUACCGCAGGAACUACCGCCUUAGCUACAUAUGGAGGAGAAUGACCAAUGCCACUGACGACGGACUUCGGAAGGUGGGCUUCGGAGACAAGAAGAUGUCAACUGAGGAGGCGAAGAGGAAGAAGAAGGCUGAGGACUACGAGAUUGAAAGGAGGCGGAGGUUCCAAAACAGGGCUUAG
Molecule: messenger RNA, 1563 nt
Organism: Alternaria atra
Lineage: Eukaryota; Fungi; Ascomycota; Dothideomycetes; Pleosporales; Pleosporaceae
Exons: 2
Coding region: 1-1563 (520 amino acids)
Biological process (GO): mitochondrial respiratory chain complex IV assembly; protein insertion into mitochondrial inner membrane from matrix
Cellular component (GO): mitochondrial inner membrane
Molecular function (GO): membrane insertase activity
Source: RefSeq, a predicted model, not a curated record